AUGAAGGCGGCCGUCAAGUCAUUGUUGGUGCUCAGCAUCUACGCGGCCAAUGCGCUUAGCGCCCAGGCUGCUUCGCUCGAGCACCUCAACCUCUUGUUCAAAGCACGACAAGCUGAGGCCUCGAACCAGACCGACACCACCAACAUCAACUGGAACAUCAGCUCGUCCGACAACUCUGCUCUCGCACAAGCACCGCUUGCUGGUACCUUCUAUCGCGGUGGACCAGAGCUCGCUGACAUCAACAGCCCUUUGCACACAGUCACCGGAAACGGCGGCUGGGAGUGGGCUGUCGAAAAGGCGCGUGGCGUGGUGAGCCAACUUACGCUCGACGAGAAGGUCAACCUCACGGCGGGUAUCACUGGUGGUCGCUGCGAAGGAACGCUGGGUCGAGUCGACCGCUUCGGCAUUCCAGAGCUCUGCUUCCAGGACGGCCCUGCUGGCUUCCGUGCCUCCGACUUUGUCACCGUCUUCCCAGCGGGCGUCACCACGGCUGCGACAUGGAACCGCGACCUCAUGUACAAGCGCGCUGCUGCGCUCGGCGCCGAGUUCGUAGCCAAGGGUGUCAAUGUUCACCUUGGUCCUGUCACUGGUGGACCGCUCGGCCGCAGCCCAUUCCAGGGUCGCAACUGGGAAGGCUUUGGUCCCGACCCUUACCUUCAUGGUGAAGCUGCUUACUACACCGUAUCAGGCACCCAGUCGGCAGGUGUCAUCGCGACGGCCAAGCACUUCCUCGCCUACGAGCAGGAGACCUAUCGACAGCUCUAUGCCGCUUCGGACCCCUACACGCUCAACCCCGACAACAACACCGAACUCACUUACAGCUCAAACCUCGACGACCGCACCUUGCACGAGCUCUACCUCUGGCCCUUCAUGAACGCCGUUCGUGCUGGCUCUGGUGCUCUGAUGUGCGUUUAUAAUAGGCUCAAUAAUACUCAGGGAUGUCAAUCGAGCAAGCUGCUCAACACCAUCCUCAAGGAGGAGCUCGACUUCCAAGGUUUCGUGGUGACGGACUGGUCUGCGGCGUUUAAUACCAGCAACACGUACAAUGGCGGCUCGGAUGUGGUUAUGCCCGGUGGAAUGACCGGAGGUUACAAGAGUUUAGUGGGUGGCUCGGAGCUCGUCCGUGCGCUCAAUGCAGGGGAAGUCAAGAUCGAACGCAUCAAUGAUGGUAUCACACGUCUGCUCGCGCAGUGGUACCUGCGCGGUCAGAACGAGGGCUACCCGACCGUCUCGUACAAGGACGGCUACCAGAACACUCUCUACAACGGCAGCGUCGUCAACGAGCACCGUGAUGUUCAGGGUGAUCACUGGAAGAUCGUCAAGGAGAUCGGCGAGGAAGCUGUCACGCUCAUCUACAACAAGCGUUCUAACGAAGCCGGUCCUCAGGGCAACACCGACUUUGGCCUGGGUCUGCCUCUCAGCAAGAAGUCGCGCGUCGCCGUCUUUGGUAGCGACGCCGGACCCAACCCGUACGGCAUCAACGCUUGCCAGUCGUGGAUCGGUCUUGGCUCCCAGCUCUGCCCUGCGAACGCCACCUCGAACGGUACGCAGGCAGUCGGCUGGGGUUCGGGCGCUGGUUUCUUCCCCUACCUCAUCGACCCUCUCGCUGGCAUCUCCGAGGUUGCCAAGGAGAACCGCGGUGCAGUGCUCAACAACCUCAACGAUGUCGGUGACGAGCAGAACCAGAUGCUCAUCCGACAGAACGCUGGUCUUGCCGAUGCCUCGCUCGUCUUCGUUCAAGCUCGCUCGGGCGAAGACAGCGACCGCCACUCGCUUCGUCUCGACGCCGAUGGGGAUGAGCUGAUCAAGCUCGUCGCUUCGCAGAGCAACAAUACUAUUGUCGUGAUGCACACGACCGGUCCCGUUCUCAUGAGCGACUGGUUCGACCACCCGAACAUCACUGCGCUCGUUCUGCCGCAUUUGCCUGGUCAGGAGUCGGGAAGCUCGCUCGCCCGUGUGCUGUACGGCGACGUCAACCCAUCCGGCAAGAUGCCCUACUCGAUGCUGUCCGACGCCGACGCCGUGCACUACCCCAAGAUCGUCGGUGGGCCCGCAAGCGAUCCCCAGGUCGACUUCUACGAGGGGCUCUACAUCGACUACCGCGCAUGGGACAAGAUGGGUCUCAAGCCACUCAUCCCCUUCGGCCACGGCAUCUCGUACACCAACUACACCUACUCGAAUCUCCAGAUCCAGCGAUCGGCGGAAAACUGCUAUGCGCCAAGCGAGUUCAACGGCCAGUUCAAGAGCGACAAGCAACCGGGUGGACCAGGAAGCCUGUUCCAGUACCUCGUCGAGGUGACCGUCGACGUGAAGAAUGUGGGCGGCAUGCAGGGCGAUGAAGUGGCCCAGCUCUACGUCGGAUACCCCGAAGCGGCAGAUGCGCCGAUCAAGCAACUUCGUGGAUUCGACAAGGUGCAGGGCCUCAAGCCCGGAGGUAGCGGACAGGCAGAGUUCAAGCUCGCCAAGCGCGACUUCAGCGUCUGGGACGUCGUCAAGCAGAAGUUCGAGGUCGUCGAUGGAGAGUACAAGAUCUGGGUCGGAAAGAGCUCCAGGAUGUCGGACCUGACCCUCAAGGGAUUGGUGACCAUGAAGAAUGGCAAGAUCGCCUCGAUCAGCUCCUGA
This is a messenger RNA of Kalmanozyma brasiliensis GHG001, 2622 nucleotides long. Its product is annotated as Glycoside hydrolase, family 3, N-terminal. Gene Ontology annotation, molecular function: beta-glucosidase activity. The transcript has a single exon. The record is from RefSeq and is a predicted model, not a curated record. Gene Ontology annotation, biological process: glucan catabolic process. The coding region runs from base 1 to 2622 and encodes 873 amino acids. Lineage: Eukaryota; Fungi; Basidiomycota; Ustilaginomycetes; Ustilaginales.